AUGUUCGCUAGUGUCGCCGCCAUCGCCCUGUUUGCUAUCCUGGCCAUCUCUGCCGAUGCCAGUCCCUGGCAGGCUCGCUCCACCUCUCCCAGAGACAAUUCUUUCGGUCGCCGGACCCUCCCUGGAGGCGACUGCCAGUGCCCCGCUGAUCUGAACGGUGAUUCCGGGGUACUCAUCAACUUCUUCUCCGGCUACCAGUGCGCGUACGCGGGGGGCGCUUGCACCUGGAACGACAAUACCGGUGCCCUGCAAAACACCGACCAAACUAACUGCCCUACCAACGCUCCUUGCAGCACCGACACAAGCUGUUCUUGUCCCACCGACAACAACGGUGACACCGGUGACUUGAUCAACCAGUUCACUGAUUACCAGUGUGCCUACCCUAACGGCGCCUGCCUUUGGAAUAUUGAUGGUACACUGCGGAACACCGGGCAGGCCAACUGUCCCUCGAACGCGCCGUGCCAGCAGUCCGGCUCUGACUCUUGAAUACGGUUAGUUAGUAGAUAGUCUUUGGUUCCGGUUCUCUUGGCUCUGUGGUAAUUUUUAGUCAACUAUGGUCCUCUUAGUCAUAUCCGUCGGUAUACCGUGGUACGCUUUGGACACUGCCGUUCUGCCAGUCUAACUUUAUGGUUUUGGCGUCAUCUAGUUUUCUCAGAACACUUGGACUACGAAGCUUAUAUCGUCUACCUUAGUACUCGUACUUGUAGACUAUCUAAACUUCCUCUUAUUGCGACAC
This is a messenger RNA of Phanerochaete carnosa HHB-10118-sp, 736 nucleotides long. RefSeq lists its product as uncharacterized. The record is from RefSeq and is a predicted model, not a curated record. The transcript has 3 exons. Lineage: Eukaryota; Fungi; Basidiomycota; Agaricomycetes; Polyporales; Phanerochaetaceae. The coding region runs from base 1 to 486 and encodes 161 amino acids.